CUUUAGCAAUUUUAAUCUUUAUCCAAAUUAGUUUCCAUUUGUGGAGCUUCUUCUACCCAAAAUUUGGGGGCUGAGAAAGGGUUUUAGGGUUUGGGGGAAUUUAUUGAAAAGUUCGUUUAAUGAAGGCUGCGACGAAUCCAGAGAUACUUGAGGUUGAUGACGAAGGAUGUGAAAAUGAUGAUUUGGUGGAUGAUGUUUAUGCGGCAGAGCAAAUUGGCUCAGAAGGUGUUUCAACGAAACCCUCAAGAACCAGUGAGCUCACUCUCUCCUUUGAAGGAGAGGUCUUUGUCUUUCCUGCUGUCACACCUGACAAGGUGAAAACUGUUCUCUUGCUAUUGGGAGGGCGUGAUAUACCUACUCCUGUUCCAACACUUAAACUUCCAUUUGAGAAUAGCAGGGGUGUAGGUGAUAAUCCCAGGCGGUCAAAUCUGUCAAGACGACUAGCUUCUCUAGUUAGGUUCCGUGAGAAGCGUAAGGAAAGAUGUUUUGACAAGAAAAUUAGAUAUACUGUGAGAAAAGAAGUUGCGCAGAGGAUGCACCGUAAUAAUGGACAGUUUGUUUCCGUUAGAGAUGGUUCGAACUGGGAAGCUACCCAGGGUGGCCUUCAAGAUGGCACAUUGCACUCUGAAACUGCCACGAGGAGAUGUGAGCACUGUGGGGUUGAUGAAAGUAAUACUCCUGCAAUGCGCCGAGGGCCAGCUGGACCGAGGACUUUGUGUAAUGCUUGUGGUCUUAUGUGGGCCAACAAGGGAACGUUGAGAGAUCUCAGCAAAGGAGCCAGAAAUCUUUCUGUGUCUCAGAUUGAACCUGAGACCCAAAUAGAUAUCAAACCACUCUACACAGAAGACUCUAGCAAGCAGGAUAAAAAUGGAGUUUCAGUAGAUCCUACUAAAGCAAUACAAGAGUUUCCACUUGAUACCGAUGGCAAUCCCGAUGUUAAGGGUCUGCAAGAAGCAGAUGAAGAUAUGGCCAGUUAUUUACCUGUUGGAAUGCUGUCCUCAUCGGCCGAUGAUGAUGAUCAAGAACCUCUUGUGAAUCUGGCUAAUCCAUCUGAUACAGACUUUGAUAUACCUUCUAGCUUUGAUUAGUUAGAAGGACAUCAGGAAUGUGAUUCCAUUUGUAACUAUGAGGCAGCUUCAUCGGACGGAGCACAGCUUUGUGGAAGGAAAUAAAUAAAUAAGUUAUGGGGCUAGAGAUGGGUUUGAAGCGUUUCUUAUUUGUACCUAUGAUUAUGUAUCAGUUUGAUACUUGAUACUUGACACUUGCUAGAUUCAGUACAUACAUGACUGAUGAUGGAUCAUAAGCCGAAAAUGUAUAUUUCCCAAACAAAACCUUCUUCUUCCA
Molecule: messenger RNA, 1344 nt
Organism: Camelina sativa (false flax)
Lineage: Eukaryota; Viridiplantae; Streptophyta; Magnoliopsida; Brassicales; Brassicaceae
Product: GATA transcription factor 24
Biological process (GO): regulation of DNA-templated transcription
Molecular function (GO): protein binding; zinc ion binding; sequence-specific DNA binding
Source: RefSeq, a predicted model, not a curated record